Messenger RNA from Halteromyces radiatus, 2089 nucleotides. Its product is annotated as succinate dehydrogenase flavoprotein subunit 1. The record is from RefSeq and is a predicted model, not a curated record. The transcript has 6 exons. NCBI's taxonomy places the organism in Eukaryota, Fungi, Mucoromycota, Mucoromycetes, Mucorales, Cunninghamellaceae. Gene Ontology annotation, biological process: mitochondrial electron transport, succinate to ubiquinone; tricarboxylic acid cycle. The coding region runs from base 35 to 1981 and encodes 648 amino acids. Gene Ontology annotation, molecular function: electron transfer activity; succinate dehydrogenase (quinone) activity; flavin adenine dinucleotide binding.
UUUUUUUUUUCUUUUUGAUUCUUGAAGGGCAACCAUGUUGAAACUUUUACAAUCUACCUCUCCCAUGACUGUACGCGCCUCACGUACAGUCGGUCGUUUGGCUAUUCGUGGUCUUCACCAUUCCAAACCUUCUAUGCAAGUUAUGGCUUCUCAACCUUUGAAUGCUAAGGAAGCUACUGGUUCCAUUGCUAGUAAAUACCCCAUCAUUGAUCAUGAAUAUGAUGCUGUUGUUGUUGGUGCUGGUGGUGCUGGUCUUCGUGCUGCUUUUGGUCUUGCUGAAGCUGGUUUGAAUACUGCUUGUAUUACCAAGUUGUUCCCUACUCGUUCUCACACUGUUGCUGCUCAAGGUGGUAUCAAUGCUGCUCUUGGUAAUAUGACCGAAGAUGAUUGGAGAUGGCAUAUGUAUGAUACCGUCAAAGGUUCUGAUUGGCUUGGUGAUCAAGAUGCUAUUCAUUAUAUGUGUCGUGAAGCUCCCCAUACUGUUUAUGAACUUGAAAACUAUGGUGUUCCAUUCUCUCGAACUGAAGAAGGCAAGAUCUAUCAACGUGCUUUUGGUGGUCAAAGUUUGAAAUUUGGCAAAGGUGGUCAAGCUUAUCGUUGUGCUGCUGUAGCUGAUCGUACUGGUCAUGCCAUCCUUCACACUUUGUAUGGUCAAUCUCUUCGCCACAACACCAAUUACUUUAUCGAAUAUUUCGCUCUUGAUUUGAUUAUGGAAGAUGGUGAAUGUAAGGGUGUCAUUGCUUUGAACAUGGAAGAUGGUACUCUUCAUCGAUUCCGUUCUCACAAGACUGUUUUGGCUACUGGUGGUUAUGGUCGUGCUUACUUCUCUUGUACUUCCGCUCAUACUUGUACUGGUGAUGGUAAUGCUAUGGUUGCCCGUGCUGGUCUCCCUCUUCAAGAUCUUGAAUUUGUUCAAUUCCAUCCUACUGGUAUCUAUGGUGCUGGUUGUUUGAUUACUGAAGGUUCUCGUGGUGAAGGUGGUAUUUUGAUCAACAAUGAAGGUGAACGUUUCAUGGAACGCUAUGCACCCACUGCCAAGGAUCUUGCUUCUCGUGAUGUGGUGUCUCGUGCUAUGACUCUUGAAAUCAAGGCUGGUCGUGGUGUUGGUCCUGAAAAUGAUCAUAUUUAUCUCCAACUUCAUCAUUUACCUCCUGAUGUUCUUCAUGAACGUUUACCUGGUAUUUCUGAAACUGCCGCUAUUUUUGCUGGUGUGGAUGUCACCAAGGAACCUAUUCCUGUUUUGCCUACUGUCCAUUACAACAUGGGUGGUAUUCCUACUCGUUACACUGGUGAAGUUUUACGUGUUGAUGAAAAUGGUCAAGAUCAAGUGGUACCUGGUUUGUAUGCUGCUGGUGAAGCUGCCUGUGUAUCUGUACAUGGUGCUAAUCGUCUCGGUGCCAACUCUUUAUUGGACAUCGUUGUCUUUGGUCGUGCUGUUGCCCAUCACAUUGCUGAAAACUUGGAACCUAACACUCCCUUGAAACCCUUCGCUGCUGAUGCUGGUGCCAAGACUAUUGAAAACCUCGACAAUUUACGCAAUGCUAAUGGUAAUAAAUCUACUGCUGAAAUUCGUCUCAACAUGCAAAAGGUGAUGCAAGCCGAUGCUGCUGUGUUCCGUACUCAAGAAACAUUGGAUCAAGGUUGUACUAAGAUUGAUAAGGUCUGGCAAUCUUUCAGUGAUGUCAAGGUGACUGAUCGUGGUAUGAUCUGGAAUACUGAUUUGGUGGAAACUUUGGAACUUCAAAACUUGUUGACUUGUGCUUCUCAAACCAUGCAUGCUGCUGCUGUUCGUACUGAAUCUCGUGGUGCUCAUGCUCGUGAUGAUUAUCCUGAUCGUGAUGAUGAAAAAUGGAUGAAACAUACCUUGUCCUGGCAAGAUCAACAAUCUGGUGAUGUCAAACUUAGCUAUCGUUCUGUCACUGAACAUACUUUGGAUGAAAAUGAAUGCAAGGCUGUUCCUCCCUUCGCCCGUGUCUAUUAGAUGAUCCCUCUCUCCAAUUCUCUUUUUCUUUUUCUUUUUUUUUUUAUAUAUAUAUAGUUAAUUAGUUUACCUGAUUAGCUAGAUUGUGAUUAUAUUUUUUUGUUCUCU